Messenger RNA from Acanthopagrus latus (yellowfin seabream), 1897 nucleotides. It is a transcript of the gene ldb3b, whose product is annotated as LIM domain binding 3b. Gene Ontology annotation, biological process: muscle structure development; actin cytoskeleton organization; heart development. Gene Ontology annotation, molecular function: muscle alpha-actinin binding; actin binding. The coding region runs from base 217 to 1296 and encodes 359 amino acids. The record is from RefSeq and is a predicted model, not a curated record. The transcript is spliced from 9 exons. Lineage: Eukaryota; Metazoa; Chordata; Actinopteri; Spariformes; Sparidae. Gene Ontology annotation, cellular component: adherens junction; Z disc; stress fiber.
CCUCCAACCACCACCACCUACCCAAGGGUGUUUGUCCUGAGAGCUGGUGGCAGACGUGGAGAGACCGUAGGGCUGCUGGAGGAAAAGCGAAGCAACCGAGGCGUGACAAAAGGAUAGCAGGGGAGGACGCGAGGACUAGGGCACGCCGAGCAGGAGGAGAAACCACACAGCCAGCAGGAGAUUGUUAGCAGGAGGAGCGUUGACGUUUAACCGAAGAUGAGUUCGUACACAGUGACUCUGAACGGCCCCGCUCCAUGGGGCUUCAGACUACAAGGAGGGAAGGACUUCAACAUGCCGCUCACCAUCUCCAGGAUAACUCCGGGCAGCAAGGCGGUGGGAGGCAGCCUGGCCCAGGGCGACAUCAUCUCAGCCAUCGACGGGGUCAGCACCGAGGGGAUGACGCACCUGGAGGCCCAGAACAAGAUCAAGUGUGCCACCAACAAACUGUCACUCACCAUGCUGAAGUCAAGACGCCCUGCACCAGUUCCCACAGCAACCCCGAGGAUGGACUCACCCAUGCCAGUCAUCCCCCACCAGAAGGAGUUAGAUGAAGCUUCCUCCAAGAGGAAUCAAGUCUCUAAAAGAGAUCCAGAGCUCCCAUCGACUCCGGUUAGAGCCCCUGCCUCCUCUGCAUCAUCUCCACCAGGCCGGCCGGGGCAGUACAAUUCCCCAAUCGGCCUUUACUCUCCUGAAACUCUCAAAGAAAUGAUGCUGAUGCAGGGAAAGUUAGGAGAGGGGCCGGCAGCCUCCAGGGGAGUUUCGUCGCUGGGUGUGGAGUACACUCCCAGCUUCAACCCCAUUGCUCUGAAAGACUCGGCCCUGUCCACCCACAAGCCCAUUGAGGUGAAGGGUCCGGGCGGAAAGGCCACCAUUGUUCACGCCCAGUACAACACACCAAUCAGCAUGUACUCACAGGACGCCAUCAUGGACGCCAUUGCAGGGCAGUCGCAGGCUAAGGGACACGACAGUGAGGAGGCGGGCUCUCCCUUGGCCGGAGCUCUGCCUGUCAAGGACCCUGUGGUAGACUGUGCGUCUCCAGUGUACCAGGCAGUGAUCCGGCCCGGAGAGUCACCCCAGGAUAUGUCUGAAUGGGCUCGUCGUGCUGCCAACCUGCAGUCCAAGAGCUUCAGGAUCCUGGCCCACAUCACUGGCACCGAAUACCUGCAAGACCCAGAUGAGGAAGCCUUGCAGAGGUCGAGAGAGAAGUUUGAGUCAGAGGUGAAGGGGCCCCGCUUCGCCAAGCUGAAGAACUGGCACCAAGGACUGUCCUCACAGAUCCUCAACGUCACGGAAUAAAGAGGAGCAGGAGGGGAACGUGAGCGGGAGGACAUGUAAAGGAGGACAUGGACAAAAGCGCAGGAGAUAACAGGAAGAGGGGGGAUAAAUUAUGGAGGGAAGAAAAAAGGAGCAGGAGGGGGAGGAAACUCCUCUGGAAUGUGAGAUAGUGUUGUAGUAUAGAUUAGUAGAAUGUGAGAUACUAACUGUUAGUGUGAGAAUGCUAUGUGUUCAUACGCUCGAUAUAUUUACCUGUCAACUUGUGUCCGUCCGCUGCUAAAGACCUGAUCUCGCAUUUGGGUUUUUUCUUUUCUUUCUUUUUCUCUUCGUUUUCCUGUUUGUUUGGGUUCUUUCUCUCUUAAACGAAAAAGGGGAAAUUGUACAAAAAAAUAAUAAGUAUUCAAGCGAAAAAAAACGAAGAACUGAUGAUGUUUCUUUUAGUACAUAAGAAUUCACGAUAACAUGAAUUUUAACACUUUGAGCAUGCUUGUGAGAAGGCACACAAGGACAAAUACACGCAAAGAGAUUCACCUACAUGUCAUGCACAAACACCGUAUGUAAAAAGAAUGCACUCAAAAAAUGUACCGAUAUCAAUGUGAAUAAAUGUUUUCUUAAAACCAAA